GUUUGUCUUGUCACCGAAUCGCUGAUUGCUCACUUUCAAUAUGCGUGUUGCUAUCGCUGGGGCAGGCGAUCUCGCUCGCUACUUCUGCGAAGAGUUCUUGAAGGCGGGCCAUCAAGUCACGAUCCUGACCCGGAGCGAGAAGGAGUAUUUGAAAAGACCGAAUGUCAACCAAGUCAUCACCGACUAUACACUUGAUUCGGUCAGCAAAGCAAUCGCCGACUGCGAAGCUCUGAUAUCAGCGGUCUUGGACUACUCGAUGGGAUACAAGGACUUGCAUUUGACACUGCUGGAAGCUUGUCAGAAAAGCCCCAAAUGCAAACGGUUCAUCCCCUCGGAGUUUGCUGGAGACAUCAAGCACUACCCACACGAGCCACCCUUCUACGCCGAUUCCCACGAACCGGUACGCGAGGCCUUGAGAAACCAGCAAGACGUAGAAUGGACCUUGGUCUGCGCGGGCUGGUUCAUGGAUUACGUCGUGCCGCCCAAGAACAGGCACCUCAAGGAGAUUGGCGAAACCUUCCCGAUCGACCUGAGCACCAACCGCGCCGUGAUUCCCGGGACCGGAAAGGAGCCUGUCGAUAUCACGGCCGUUCGCGACGUUGCCAGGGCAGUCACGGCUCUGCUGGAAGCCCCGAGAUGGGAGCCUUACACCUUCGUCUCGGGCCAGAAGACCUGUUGGCUCGAUGUCUUCGAGGUGAUGCGCGCCAGACACCCGGACAUGAAACCGACUUUCAAAUCUCUGGAGCAACUAGUCGAGGAAAGAAAUUCUCCCGAUAAAAAUGUCAGUGGUCUGGCCGAGUAUCAGAUCUUCUCCUGCACUGGCCCAGCGUCACUCGAGGCGAAGGAGGUCGACGCUCAAAGGACCAAAUAUUUCAAAGGCAUACAAAUCAGGACGCUGGUUGACUUCCUCGAAGAAUACGACCAGAACCCGGAUGCUAUUCUGUAGAUAUUCUCUAGGGAAAUUCU
Messenger RNA from Exophiala oligosperma, 966 nucleotides. RefSeq lists its product as uncharacterized. The coding region runs from base 41 to 946 and encodes 301 amino acids. NCBI's taxonomy places the organism in Eukaryota, Fungi, Ascomycota, Eurotiomycetes, Chaetothyriales, Herpotrichiellaceae. The transcript has a single exon. The record is from RefSeq and is a predicted model, not a curated record.